CUCCAUGGCAGUAGGUACAUCGCGCCCGGCGUGUCAACCGCGUGCUUGGCUAGGAGAACGGUCGGCCGCUCGCACCAGGGAGAGAAAGACCACAUCGCCGUUUCUCUGCGCUGUCACGCGCACGUCGCAAUCGCUGUUACCGCUAUUGUUACUGCCGUUGUCGUUCUCGUCCGUUUUCUCGAUUCCUGCUCACGGGCCACGAACCGCCGACGUGAUUUUUUCAAACGAAGGUUUUACGCGUCCAAAUGCACGUCGUAACGCACUCGCGCCCGACACUAGACGCAUUCUACCCGUAGCUUCGUUUUAUCGUUAUUAAUUUUUUUUUUUUUUAUAAAAAAAAAGUCACUCGGUCGAGGUUUCCAACCGUUGUCCCCCCACCCUCUCUUUACACCACAGCCGUCACCAAUCGUGGAUCGAGCGCUGCUCACGCUACGGUACUCCAAUAAUCAGGAUCGUUUUAACGGACGUGUUCGCCCGUUGUAGUUACUGGAAGUAGAACAUGUCUUGAGAGCAGUUCUCGCGGAUCGCGGAAAAAUCGGAUUCACUUGUUCCCCGCACCGCGGUUCGUUGGUUUUCGUUUUUCCGCAUUCAACACGUUCACAUGGCCGGAGCACUGGAAGUAUUACAAGAAGACGACUGGCAAGUGUGGCAGGACACCAUAUCUUGGCUGGGAAACCCUAUGGGACCGCAGGCUUCGCCGGUGUACAUUUGUGGUUCGGGUACGGUUCCUGAAUUCAUCCCUUUGACAGACAGCCUACGACCGGUGCCCAGGUCCAUCCCACUGGAGGAUGAUCUCCAACCGGUGCCCAGGUCGAUUCCACUGGAAGACGAUCUCCGGUCAGUGCCCGGGUCAAUCCCACUAGAGGAUGACCUCCGGCCGGUUCCCGGAUCAAUUCCUUUAAUCGACGGCCACCGACGAUGCGACGCAAUGGCAAUCCUCGAUAACGGAAAUCACCAUGUCAAUCACGAUACUCAACACCAUAACCAGCAGCAACCCCACGACCCAGUAUGCUACGGGACGGAUGAAUUCAUCGACCUAGACAUGUUGAUCAACUAUGUAGCCGAUCAACAUAGCGGCACCGGCGAUCCUGUGUCACCAGAUGUCAUGACGUACACAGCGGCCGAAAACUGCAAGUCCUUUAACUACAACAGGUUGACCGAUUACAAUCCGUCCGACUACAACGGUGUGAUGUACAUAUACUCGGCCGGACACGAGGGUGUCAUCGACGGUGUCCAUCAACAACAGCAACUGCACCAGCAACACCAGCAGCACCAGCAGCACCAUCAGCAGCACCAUCAGCAGCAGCAACACGUUCACCACCAGCAGCUUCACCUAUUGCAACAGCAUCACAUAUCGCCGCCGGCCAGCCCACCGGACGAUUGCGGCCACGUGAUCACCGGGUCUACGCUGUUGGCGCACAGACUGCAGAUGUCCACCGCGGCCGCGACCGUCGUGACACCGACAGCGUCCGUCCGGGUUGCGCACAAGCAGCCGACGGCCGUGUCGGCGUACACGGCGGCCAUGAUGACGCCGCCGUCGUCGCCGCCCGAAGACGGCGCGAAGGCGGCGGCGGCGGCGGCAGCGGCGACGGUGACCGGAGCGAAGACGAGCGUCGGUCGCGUGCCAGCCACCAACCCGCAGCGGCCGACGAAACGCGCGGCCGGCGGUGGCGAUCGGCGGGCUCACCGCGCGAAGAAGACGUCGGCCAACCACUCGUGCAGCCACCCGGGUUGCGGCAAGACGUACACCAAGAGCUCGCACCUGAAGGCGCACCUGCGGACGCACACGGGCGAGAAGCCGUACCAGUGUUACUGGAACGGCUGCGGCUGGAAGUUCGCGCGCUCCGACGAACUGACCCGGCACUUCCGCAAGCACACCGGCGACCGGCCGUUUAAGUGCAGGUUGUGCGACCGCGCGUUCUCCCGGUCCGAUCAUCUGUCACUGCACAUGAAGCGGCACAACGUCUGACCGGACCCGGCAUCCGUUUCCGCGCAGUUAAGACACUAAAACCCUCUCUAACUCUCUCUCUCUCUCUCUCUCUCACACACACACACAUACUUCUGCGCCGUAUCGUAAUCGUCUUUCGUGCUCGUAGUGCGGUCAGCGACGUCGUUCGGGUGCAACUCGCCGCGGUCCUAGGGUUUAGCUAUAUUCCGAAGUCGGCACAAACACGUGGUCUUUUAUCGGGGCCGCGGUCGUCGAUCGGAAAAACGAGACGUGCAUACGCUGUACUAAAAUCACGCCGCCGGGCCGAUAAGAGCCGAACGCCGAUCGGCCCUACCCCGGAAGAAACGACGCCGCCGAGGCGAAAAUCGAUCGAAGGCGCUAAACAGUCGGACACGAUAAAACACGUUACGAAUAGCCGAGCACGCUUGCACGCGCAACACUCGUACACGGUAAUAAAUAUGUUUUUCGUGUUCUUCGAACGUUACAUAAACAAUGUACACGCAGCUUGUACUGUAUACGAGUGUGUAUUUUUUUUUCUUCUCUUUUUACCGCGGUCUUACCAUAAGUAUACAUUAGUGUAGUGCACCUAUGUUUACGUGCGUAGAGAGUAUAUAAUAGUCGUAAGUUAAGUUUAAUCGUAUACGAGCGUACAUUUGUACCGAAAUAAGGUUAUAUAAUAAUUAUCAUAUGUGUGUACGUACACGUUCGGCAGCGGUUUCACACGUGUAUAUUGUACUGCGUGCAGGGCGACAGUGUUGCUUAUCAUCGCUGCAUCAGGGUGCAUCGGACACAAUGGUGUUACGGCAAAGUCGUACGGUUAUCAUAUUUGCUGUCGGACGGUACUCGUGGACUGGCACGUCAACGUUUUGUUACUCGGGCGCGCAAAACGCGCCAUAACGUCCGCUUUCGGUGUUGAACCGUAGCAAUAACUACGGUAACGGUAAUAAUAAAUAUCGUGUUGAACAGCGGCGUGGCGAACUCAAACAUUUUCAGAGGCAAGCAUAUUUUGUCGAUACACACCCACCCCCUCGAAAAAUACCCUACCCCGGCCGCCUCUCGAUUACACCCACAUCGUCACGCCGCUUUCGUGUUCGAACAUCACCGUUGCGGCGACACGAUCCGGACGUGCGCGAUGAAAUAGACUAGUGAAACAUUAUUUUUUUUUAACAAUUACAAACUUCACGCACCCAACAAUAAUCUAAUUCGUUUGCACCGGAAGCGAAACAAUCGUCUCGUGACCGACGAAAUCUUGUGAGCAUGUGCACCGCGAAAGUGAUGGACGCGGUUCAGUUGUCGUUAGAUCCUGUUGGAUCGCGGAAAACACGUUCCAUUUUCGCGACGACAUCCGACGUGCCGCGCACGCCAUCCAGAGUUCGGUGAAAAAGGUGAAAAGUUUUUUUCUCUUAACCUUCGUCGGUAAACACGACAAAUCGGUUACCAGCGCAACUUGUGGUCCAUCAUGUGUUCCAAGCGUAUACGGUUAGCUUCGACAUCAUUACGAAUAUUCGCGCGAAGAUUAUGUGCCGUCCGAUACAGUAGCGCCAAACUAUGUUUUAUCGAAAGGCGCGAACACAAAUUUUAACCACCAUAGAUGCCCUCAAAUAUAUUAUUUUCAUUCCGGUCCAAGGUCGAAUGUCUACGCUAUUUUUUUCCGCGGUUAUCUGGCAGUCAAUUAUCAAUCGUUUAAUCGUGUUCAUAUUAAGUAGUUACCUACUGGCUACCGAGUGCAGAUUUAUCAAAAUUAUAUAAAUUCAGUAAUCAUCACUUAAUCUUAAGUGGUACAAUAGGGUGACCAUAUUAAAAAAAAA
Messenger RNA from Sipha flava (yellow sugarcane aphid), 3756 nucleotides. RefSeq names its product Krueppel-like factor luna. NCBI's taxonomy places the organism in Eukaryota, Metazoa, Arthropoda, Insecta, Hemiptera, Aphididae. The record is from RefSeq and is a predicted model, not a curated record. Gene Ontology annotation, molecular function: RNA polymerase II cis-regulatory region sequence-specific DNA binding; DNA-binding transcription factor activity, RNA polymerase II-specific. The coding region runs from base 602 to 1969 and encodes 455 amino acids. The transcript has 3 exons. Gene Ontology annotation, biological process: regulation of transcription by RNA polymerase II.